Pocillopora meandrina is the source of this 319-nucleotide messenger RNA. NCBI's taxonomy places the organism in Eukaryota, Metazoa, Cnidaria, Anthozoa, Scleractinia, Pocilloporidae. The record is from the annotation of a GenBank genome assembly.
AUGUAUACAACAAAGACCCCUAAUGGAAUUAUUUGUGGCAUUCAAAGGCAUUUAGAUGGAACUGUGGGAAACAGAGUACUAAAUCAUUUAGAUGCUUUGGAUAAAGAGUAAGAGAGGAGACAUUAUUUUAUAUAUUCAGUGCAACAUACUAUUGUCGAAGACGACUACAUUAGGAAAAUUAAUCUUUUUUAAUCUUCCUAUAUUUUAUUGUAGAUUUGUCAUUUUCCGUCGUUGUCUUGAUGCAGAGAUAAAGGAUAGCACACGGCUAGAUUUGAAUUUGCAAAUAAAGAAAGGAGAUAAGGAGGCUGUUAGAGCGUAA